Pyrgilauda ruficollis (rufous-necked snowfinch) is the source of this 168-nucleotide messenger RNA. It is a transcript of the gene APELA, whose product is annotated as apelin receptor early endogenous ligand. Lineage: Eukaryota; Metazoa; Chordata; Aves; Passeriformes; Passeridae. Bases 4 to 168 code for a protein of 54 amino acids. Gene Ontology annotation, biological process: heart development; apelin receptor signaling pathway. The record is from RefSeq and is a predicted model, not a curated record. Gene Ontology annotation, molecular function: apelin receptor binding. The transcript has 2 exons.
GACAUGAGGCUCCAGCUGCUGCUUUGGAUCGUGGCCGUGCUCCUGGCGAGUCUCCUCCCAGCCGACGGACAGCGGCCAGCCAACCUGGCGCUGCGCAGGAAGCUCCACCGGCACGGCUGCUCGCACCGGCGCUGCAUGCCGCUCCACUCCAGGGUGCCCUUCCCCUGA